AAAUCAGUCGCAUGAUGAGUUCGAAGUCCAAAUUUAAAAAAAGAGUCAGAUACGUACAAACGGAAGCCGCGUUGUUACUCCUCCAGUAGCACCGUGGGACGAAGGUUGGCAGCGGCUCGACUCACUGCAGCAGCGGGACUUUAGGUGUCGAUAUGUGGGCGCGCUUGUUAGCGGGGGCUUCGGGGGUCAGGCUGGGGGCUCGUGGUGCUGGUUGCGGAAGUCGGGACCUGCAGCGAAGACAUGCUUCGUCCACUGGAGAGGCCACGCUGAAGACCACGGCCCUCUUUGACUUCCACAGGGCUCACGGCGGCAAGAUGGUGGAGUUCGCGGGCUGGAGCAUGCCAGUGCAGUACAAAGACAGUCACGUCAGCUCGCACAUGCACACCCGAGAGCACUGCUCCAUCUUUGACGUCAGCCACAUGCUGCAGACCAAAGUCCACGGCAAGGACCGGAUCAAGUUCAUGGAGUCUCUGGUGGUGGCGGACGUUUUGGAACUUAAAGACAACCAGGGUACGCUGUCCCUCUUCACCAAUGACAAGGGCGGCAUCAUUGACGACCUGAUCGUGACCAAGACGGACCAGGACUACCUCUACGUGGUCUCAAACGCCGGCUGUGCGGACAAAGACUCUGCUCAUAUGAAGGCCAGACUUUCAGAGUUGAAGGCGUCAGGCUGUGAUGUUGAUCUGGAGUUCCUGGAUGAAGCCUUGAUCGCUCUGCAAGGGCCGUCCAUGUGUCGGGUGCUACAGGAGGGCGUGAAGGAGGACCUGGCCAAGCUGACCUUUAUGACGUCCGCCUUGGCCACCAUCUUUGGUGUCCCCGGCUGCAGGGUGACCAGGUGUGGAUACACGGGAGAGGACGGCGUGGAGAUCUCCGUUCCUCAGUCCAGAGUGGUGGAGCUGACCGAGAGGCUGCUGGCCCACAGCGAGGUCAAACUGGCCGGCCUGGGCGCCCGGGACAGCCUGCGACUGGAGGCGGGGCUUUGUCUCUACGGCAACGACAUAGACGAGACCACCACGCCCGUGGAGGCUGCCCUCCUGUGGACCAUAGGAAAGAGACGGCGUCAGACGGGAGGCUUCCCCGGCGCCGACGUCAUCGUGCCUCAGAUCAAAGCCAAGACCGCCCGGAAGAGGGUGGGCCUGGUGUCCACGGGGCCCCCCGUCAGACAGCACACACCCAUACUGAGCCCUGAUGGAAAGGUCAUAGGCGAGGUGACCAGCGGCUGCCCCUCACCCUGCCUGAAAAAAAACAUCGCCAUGGGUUACGUGGACGCCGCCUUUGCCAAGAACGGCACAGCGAUCCAGGUUGAAGUCCGAAGGAAAGUCGUGCCCGCCGUGGUCUCCAAGAUGCCCUUUGUGCCCACCAACUACUACUCUGCAUAGGAGGCACCUUCCUGUGCUAAAUGGUAUGAUGAACAUGCCCGGGGGGCUACAUUGCAUUUUUAGGUAUAGACCGGUGGUUCUCAAACUUUUUAAAGUAUUCAUUAAAAACAAGUAUAUUUUGUCCACAGUAACAUUACACAGUUUGAACAGUAACACUGUUUGAAUAUAGGAAAAUAAAACACUGUGUAUACUUUAAUCAAGUGAUUUGGCGUACCACUAGAGGUACACGUACCACAGUUUGAGAAUAUUUGGUGUAACUAUUAAAUAUGUUUCUUAUUUACUAACUAGAAGCUAGAGGAUGUGGUUCUGACCUUCUCAAGUGCCUUUGUCUUUUCCAAACAAACAAAAUCUAGAGAUCAACAGAUUGUCGGCACCGUUAUUUGGCAUUUUGACUUAUAUCGAUAUCAGCUUUGUUUUUAAUAAACAUAGACACACACACACGUGUGUGUGUGUGUAUAUAUGUAUACACAUAUACAGUCGUGGUCAAAAGUUUACAUACACUUGUAAAGAACAUAAUGUCAUGGCUGUCUUGGGUUUCCAAUCAUUUCUACAACUCUUAUUUUUUUGUAAUAGAGUGAUUGGAGCACAUACUUGUUGGUCACAAAAAACAUUCAUGAAGUUUCGUUCUUUUAUUGGUUUCUUUUUGUAGAAAAGUUACAAUCAAAUCAAAUUAGCUUCAUGGCAUGGCCUCUUAACUUCAUGUGAGUGAUUAUGAUGACACAUGUUGACUUCUCUGAGCCCAUUUAAAUAGGGCUCAUGUGAUGCAGUCAUUUGACUUGGUUACAAACGCGACAAUGGGAAUGUCAAAGGAACUCAGCACAGAUCUGAAAAAAACGAAUCAUUGACUUGAACAAGUCAGGCAAGUCACUUGGAGCCAUUUCAAAGCAGCUUAAGUUCCCAAGCAACUGUGCAGACAUUUGUUCGGUUUUCUCACUGCCAAGAUCAGGAAGAAAAUGCAAGCUAUCACCUGCUGCUGAGAGAAAAUUGGUCAGGAGGAUCAAGAGUCAACCGAGAACCACCAAAAAGCAGGUCUGCAAUGAAUUGGAAGCUGCUGGAACACAGGUGUCAGUGUCUACUAGAGAUGCGCGGAUAGGCAAUUAUUUCAUCCGCAACCGCAUCACAAAAGUCAUCAUCCACCCGAACCAACAUUUUAUCAAAACCACACCCGCCCGCCACCCGCCUGUUGUUAUAUAUCUAAUAUAGACGAUGCAAGGCAUUAGUGAGGUUAGAAAGCUUUUGCCUGUUAAAGAAAGGAGACUGAUCCAAUGCAGCAGAGACAUUCAAUGCGUGCCACACAUUGAUAUCUGUUGGCCACGCAUUAGUGGCUAAGAGAUAUUAAUGCGUGAUAUUAUUUAUUAUUAUUAUAAUAUUAUUGUCAUUUCCAUUAAGAAAGUGUUGACUAUUGUUGCCAAUGCCCUCAGAUCAGAAGUGCGUUCCCCACACUUUGUGUGCGUAGUUGCAGCAAGCAGAACGAUGCUUUUAAGAAGUUAAAAAAAUGUUUUAGAAAGACUAGGCCUAUUUUCAUUAGGUAAAAAAAAUGUUCUGAAUUUAUUUAAAUGAAUAUUAACUUGUUAACGUUAUAAUGCUCAAAUAGGGACGAGGGCGGGGUGCACAGUGAAACAGUGAACAAUUUUGCGACAAAGAUGAACCUUUAUUGAUUGAUCUGCAGCCAUGACCAAAUAUCAGACAAUCUCCAUUGUCAACGACAGGCAGGAAAAUAAAGAUAAACACAUAGCCUAUGUUGUAGGCAUAGGCUCAUACGUUUUUAAGUUGAAAUAAAAAAAUUUAAAAAAUGUUUUCCUCAUAAGCCUUAGGCUGUCAAUCACACGCACAAACUUAAAUUAUACAAUAACAUAUGUAUGUCAUACCUAUUUAAACAAAAAUAAAUAAAUAAUAAUAAAUUACCUGCAACUUAUUGGCCAAGGCAAAUAGCUGAAGCGGGGAAAUCAAACCCAUCAGACUGCACUCAGACUGUUUCAAAGAGUGCUGCUCGUUUUUCGUAUGUGGGUAACAGCAUUUAACUAUGUAUAUAUAUUUCCAAAUUGGUUCAACCGCCACCCGCCCGAAUCUAUUUAGAAUUUAUUUUUUUCGUCAUGUCACCCGCCCGACCCGCUGUUUAUCUGCGGACUCCACGGUUGUGUCCGCAAACCGCGCAUCUCUAGUGUCUACAGUCAAGCGUGUUUUGCAUCGCCAUGGACUGAGAGGCUACCAUGCAAGAAGGAAGCCAUUGCUCCAGAAGCGACACCUUAAUGCUCGUCUAAAGUUUGCUGCUGAUCACAUGGACAAAGAUAAGACCUUCUGGAGGAAAGUUCUGUGUCAGAUGAAACAACAAUUGAGCUGUUUGGCCACAAUUCCCAGCAACUGGUGCUUUAAAGAGAGUAAAUGGGACAAUGAAAAAGGAGGAUUACCUCCAAAUUCUUCAGGACAACCUGAAAUCAUCAGCCCGAACGUUGGGUCUUGGGCGCAGUUGGGUGUUCCAACAGGACAAUGACCCCAAACACACGUCAAAAGUGGUAAAGGAAUGGCUAAAUCAGGCUAGAAUGAAGGUUUUAGAAUGGCCUUCCCAAAGUCCUGACUUCAACCCCAGUGAGAACAUGUGGACAAUGCUGAAGAAACAAGUCCAUGUCAGAAAACCAACAAAUUUAGCUGAACUGCACCAAUUUUGUCAAGAGGAGUGGUCAAAAAUUCAAGCAGAAGCUUCCCAGAAACAUUUGGAUGGCUACCAAAAGCGCCUUAUUGCAGUGAAACUUGCCAAGGGACAUGUAACUAAAUAUUAGCAUUGCUGUAUGUAUACUUUUGACCAAGCAGAUUUGGUCACAUUUUCAGUAGACCCAUAAUAAAUUCAUAAAAGAACCAAACUUCAUGAAUGUUUUUUGUGACCAACAAGUAUGUGCUCCAAUCAC
Molecule: messenger RNA, 4282 nt
Organism: Entelurus aequoreus (snake pipefish)
Lineage: Eukaryota; Metazoa; Chordata; Actinopteri; Syngnathiformes; Syngnathidae
Gene: amt
Product: aminomethyltransferase
Exons: 9
Coding region: 153-1379 (408 amino acids)
Biological process (GO): glycine catabolic process
Cellular component (GO): mitochondrion
Molecular function (GO): aminomethyltransferase activity; protein binding
Source: RefSeq, a predicted model, not a curated record